AAGCAUACAAUACAAUCGAAACGCACUAGGGUUUUUCCUCAGAUCGUAUCUUUGCGCCUCCGCAGCUCUCUGUUUCAGACCUUCUCCGCCGACUCUCUUCUCGCUCAGUCAUCAUGGGGAAGACACGUGGUAUGGGAGCUGCCCGCAAGCUGAAGAACCACCGCAGGAGGCAAAGAUGGGCUGACAAGUCAUACAAGAAGUCUCAUCUCGGAAACGAGUGGAAGAAGCCAUUUGCUGGAUCUUCCCAUGCUAAAGGCAUUGUUCUUGAGAAAAUUGGUAUUGAAGCUAAGCAGCCUAACUCUGCCAUUAGAAAGUGUGCUCGAGUUCAGCUUAUUAAGAAUGGAAAGAAGAUUGCUGCUUUUGUGCCAAAUGAUGGUUGCCUGAACUACAUUGAAGAGAAUGACGAAGUGCUUAUUGCCGGAUUUGGUCGUAAAGGACAUGCUGUCGGUGAUAUUCCUGGAGUCCGGUUCAAGGUUGUGAAGGUUUCAGGCGUGUCACUUCUGGCUCUCUUCAAGGAGAAGAAGGAAAAGCCAAGAUCUUAAGCUUUCUAUUAGAUUUGUUAUAUGUUUUUCUGCUAAAAAUCAGAAUCUAGAGACACAAUUUAUCAGCAUUUGAUGGCCACUUUGUUUUCGCCUUUACCUAAGCAGAUUCUUAUGUUUUAUUAAUGAAAAUUUAUGUGGCUGAAUAUGAUGGUUUUUUUUGUUUUUCUUGAUC
Messenger RNA from Fragaria vesca subsp. vesca, 714 nucleotides. RefSeq names its product 40S ribosomal protein S23-like. Bases 114 to 542 code for a protein of 142 amino acids. Gene Ontology annotation, biological process: translation. The transcript has 4 exons. The record is from RefSeq and is a predicted model, not a curated record. Gene Ontology annotation, molecular function: structural constituent of ribosome. NCBI's taxonomy places the organism in Eukaryota, Viridiplantae, Streptophyta, Magnoliopsida, Rosales, Rosaceae. Gene Ontology annotation, cellular component: ribosome; cytosolic small ribosomal subunit.